Molecule: messenger RNA, 1844 nt
Organism: Dreissena polymorpha
Lineage: Eukaryota; Metazoa; Mollusca; Bivalvia; Myida; Dreissenidae
Exons: 2
Coding region: 16-1674 (552 amino acids)
Source: RefSeq, a predicted model, not a curated record
UAUUCAUAGAAGGAGAUGGAAAAUAAUAAAUCUAUAGAAGUCGAGGUUUGGUCCGAUGAAGAAGUUUAUCAUACAUUUACACAAGAGGAACUUUUUGGACCUGUGAUUGCAACGCAAACAAAAGACAAUGAUUCCGACACUACAGAUUCGGAAGAUAUUCCAUUAGCUGAUCUUGGUAGAAAAAAGAAGCAACCAGUUAAAAGGAAACUUAUCCAAAGUGAUAGCGAAUCAGAUCAUGAUGAUAGUGCUGAUGAUGAAAAUUAUGAUCCUAACAAAGAUGAGAUCAAUUCAACUGAUUCAGAAUUCAAUGUUAAGAAGGUGAAGACAAAAGAAAAGAGACGUGUGCUAAUGAACAAGCAAAGAGAAACUGCAUGGAAAAAGAAAACCAAGAAAUUGAAAAUUCGAAAGAAAAAUAAUAAAAGGAGAAUAAGUCAAAGUGUACUUGCCAAGAAAUUGAGAGAUAAAAUAAUAUUGUUGCAAAACAGACGAAAGGUAGCCAUUGUAGCGGUUAAUAGAGCACAGAAAAUCAGCCAACAUAAUUGCACAAUCCAGGCUAUGAUCAGAAAAGCCCAUACAGGACGACUUGACACACUUCUUGCUUGUAAUGAGCUGCGCAGGGUCAGUAUUAAUGGAGAUGGAAACUGUUUUUUCACGUCAUUGAAAACAAGUGGAAAAAUUGCUGAAAGUGCGUCUGAAAUCAGAUCAAAUGUCUGUGACUUCAUGACAACAAACGCAGACAAAUAUAUAUCUUUCUGUACUAGAAAGGAUAUGUUUAGUAAGGUGGAAUUUCUCAAUGAACUUGAACUGUUGAAAACAAGAGGACAAUGGAAUUUAGACAUAGCAGACAUUGUUCCUUUGGCCACAGCAAACUUUUACGGAAGUGUUGUUCGAAUAUAUUCAAGUUCAAUAUCAACACCAGUGAUUGACAUAAAACCUGAACAAACAACAGAGAAAGUAAUCAAUCUAGCUUACAUAGCAGUUCGAGGACAGGAGCACUAUGAUGCCAUUGAUAUAAUUUCAAAUGACAGUGAUGCUAAACGUGACACAGAUCCUACAUGGGAGGUUGCAAGGGAAUCUCUUCCUUCCACACCAAAUGAUGAAUCAUGCCAUGCAAAUAUGCCUGUCGAAACAACCCCACACAAACGUGCUUCAUACAGAAGUCCUCCUAAGAAGCAUUCAAGUCGAAAGAAAACACGGAACCCAGAAAAGUGGAAGCGGAAUGUUAGAAAAUUAUUGAAAAGUGAAGGGAAGGAAUAUGUUUCUGCAACUGGGAGAGUUGUUGCCCCGAAAAAGGUCCACCAUCAUAGUUGCCUCAAAUGUCGUUUCAAGUGUAGCGAGAAAUUUACUGAAGAGCAGCGGGAAGACAUAUUUCAAUUGUACUAUUCUUUGGGAAGUUAUGAGCGCCAAAGACAGUAUAUCUGUGACAUGGUACAGAAAAGCGCAACAAAAAGGAAAGUUACAGGCAAGAGAUCUAUAGCGCAGAAGUAUUUCAUGAUACAUAAUGACCGGAAAGAACGCGUUUGUAGAAACUUCUUUAUGAAAACAUUGGACAUCAACAGGAAAACAAUUGAUUACACUCUUAAAAAGAAGAAACAUGGGGCAUUUGUUGCGACUGAUAUGAGAGGAAAAGACCCAUCUGUAAACAAAUUAGAUUCAUGUACAGUUGAAAUUUAAAAAAAAACACAUUGAAUCAUUUCCAAAAAUGGAAUCUCACUACACACGAAAAUCUUCAAAGAAACAAUACCUAGCACAUGACUUAAACAUUAAACAAAUGUGGAAAUUAUAUGUCAAAGAUUGUGAAAAGAAAGGAAUAACCAGUGUGAAGCAAUCAAUGUAUAGAAAGA